GAGGAUCAAGUCUGGACAAAGACGGCAUUCUAUUUACCCUCAAUUGAAUGUGAGCUCUCGCUGACCUCCAAUAUUUAAAAUGGGGUUGUCAUGGAAACUGCUGGUGCUGCAAUUAUUCAUGGGAUGCCUUUCAGAAGGCAGCGGUCCUCUGAGGCCAGUAUUCACCAAACAGCCGGGAAGUAUUGUAUUCCCUCUCCAUCUUAAUGAGCCCAGCCGGGAGGUCACCUUCAGCUGUGAAGCCCAGGGACAUCCGCCCCCGUCCUACAGGUGGAAAAUGAACGACAGCUUCAUUUACCCUCAACUUGGCUCUCGAUACAGCAUCUCAGGAGGAAACCUUCGAAUCAGCCAGCUCAAUAAGGAAGAGGAUGCUGGUAUUUACCAAUGUCUGGCCUCCAACUCUUUCGGGACCAUUCUGAGCAGAGAAGCUAGUCUUUACAUUGCUUAUCUGGAGGAGUUUAAAACCCAGAGGAGAAGUCCAGUGAGCGUCAGAGAGGGGCAAGGUGUGGUUCUUCUCUGUGGCCCUCCAGCACAUAUGGGAGAGUUGACCUUUUCCUGGAUCUUCAAUGAAUAUCCCUCAUUCGUGAAGCAAGACAUGCGGCGCUUUGUGUCACAGAAAACAGGCAACCUGUACAUCGCUAAAGUGGAGCCCUCAGACGUGGGAAACUACACCUGUGUCGUGACUAACACUGUGACACAAAGCAGAGUGCAGGGACCUCCUACAUCACUCGUACUCCGCAAUGAUGGCAUUAUGGGAGAAUAUGAACCCAAAAUUGAGGUCCAAUUUUCAGAAGUUUUGGCUGUUGCCAAAGGGUUGACAGUCAAACUGGAGUGCUUCGCUUUGGGAAAUCCAGUACCUUCGAUCACCUGGAGAAGACCAGACGGAGUUCCUUUUCCCAGAAAAGUGGAUGUUGGCAAAUCCAGUGGAGUGUUGGAGAUCCCUUAUUUCCAACAGGAAGACGCAGGACAAUAUGAAUGCACAGCUGAGAACUCCAGAGGCAAAAACACAGUGAAGGGGCGUCUCUACUUCUACGCACCCCCUCAUCUGGUGGAGAAGCCUCAGGAUGUGCAGAAAGCCAUUGAUGAAUCUCUGCUGUGGGAGUGUAAGGCGAGCGCCAAGCCCAAACCAUCCUACAGGUGGCUGAAGAACGGAGAGCUGCUCGAGUCCUUUGAGGACAGAAUCCAGGUGGUAAACGGGGCAUUAUCCAUCAGCAGUCUGACCCUGUCAGAUACUGGGAUGUACCAGUGUAUCGCUGAGAACCGUCACGGCCGAGUGUUUGCCAACGCUGAACUCAAAGUCACUGCAGUGGCACCAGAUUUCUCCAAUAAUGUGCUAAAGGCACAGACACUGGCUCGGCAGGGUGGAGAUGUUUUGAUUGAGUGCAGGCCCCGCAUGUCCCCGCGCGGGAUGAUCUCCUGGAGGAAGGGCAAAGAAGCCCUGCGAGAGAAGCCAACCAUCAUCACUUCUAAAGCCACCCAGCUGGAUGUUACAGUGGGAGAGAGUGUUGUAAUUCCAUGCCAGGUAUCUCGUGACCCUACCCUGGACGUGAGAUUCACCUGGUUUUUCAACGAGCAGCUGAUCAAUUUUGGAAGCCAUGGGGGAUAUUUUGAAAAAGUUGGUGGGACAUCUGCUGGUGACAUCAUGAUUCGUAACAUUCAGCUAAGGCACGCAGGAAGAUACACAUGUGCCGUACAGACUAAAGUGGACAGUGCGUCUAUAGCGACAGAUGUUGUGGUACGAGGUCCCCCUGACCCACCGCUGGAUAUUAAAGUUGAUGAAGUGACAGAGACAACGUCCUUUGUGUCCUGGAGUCCUGGCCCUGAUAACCACAGUCCCCUCUUUGCUUACUACAUUCAGAUCCGAAGCCCUUUCUCUCUCGGAUGGCAGGCAGCCAAAACAGUGCCAGAGUCUCUGGGAGGGCAGCAGUUGACAGCCCGUGUGGUGGAGUUGAGUACAUGGGUUGAAUAUGAGUUCAGAGUGCUGGCCACUAACUCCAUAGGCACCGGGGAACCCAGCAAACCCUCACAAAAAAUCAGGACCAAGGACACAUUGCCAAGGACGACCCCAGCCAGAGUCAGUGGAGGAGGUGGCAGUCGCUCAGAGCUUGUCAUCACUUGGGAGCCAGUCCCAGAAGAGUUGCAGUGUGGUCCAGGGUUCGGCUACGUGGUUGCUUUUCGCCCUCUUGGUGGUCAAAGCUGGAUGCAGGCGGCCGUGACAUCUCCUGAUGCAUCCCGAUACAUCUUCAAAAACGAGAGCAUCCCUCCAUUCUCUCCAUUUCAUGUGAAAGUGGGAGUUUACAACAACAAAGGAGAAGGUCUUUUUGGACCUGUGACCACUAUAUACUCAGCAGAAGAGGAGCCCAGUCGUGCCCCCAGUCGCGUCCGUGCCAAGAGCCUGUCAGCCUCAGAAGUGGAGGUCAGCUGGAAGCCUUUACCAUGGAGCACCAGUAGGACACGCAUAAUGGGCUAUGAGCUGAGGUAUUGGAGAACAAAGGACAGACCGGACACAGCCAGUGUGAUGAGGACUGUGGGAAACAGGACGUCUGCUGUCAUUCGUGGACUGGACCCCAGCAGUACAUACUACAUCAAACUCAAAGCCUAUAACAGUGCAGGUGUUGGACCUGAUAGUGCUGUGGUGAAUGUCACCACUAAGAGACCCCCACCGAGUCAGUCUCCAGUCAAAGUCACGUGGAAUACUACAGACUCUAAACUCAUCCUCAAGUGGGAUCAUGUCAAGUCUCUGGAGAAUGAGUCUGAAGUUAUGGGCUAUAAGGUCAUGUACAAGCAAAGCAGACAGAGUCGGCCCAGCGUGGUGGAGACUAACAGCACAUCUCUUGAGCUCUCCCUGCCUGUGGACGAGGAUUACAUCAUCCAGAUUAAACCAGUCAGCGAAGGUGGAGAAGGGAGCAGCAGCAAACAGAUUACCAUCCCCAGGAUAGCAGUUGCACAUGCGAUUGGAUUUGCCCCAGAUAGGAAAGCACUUCCAGUCCUCAUAACACUAUCACUCUACUGUACGGUCAGGACUUUCUUAUGACAGAUGAACUGAACAGUACAAACAUCUACAAGUGGAUCCACUUGUCUUUGUCCAGUAUGUUUUACAAACGAGACUCUUCAGAAGGAAAGUUUUCCUCUCGCUUUUUAAAAGAGGACGUUUGUUAAUCUGGUUUUGAUCACUGACACCAAAGCUGCCGAGACAGUGGAGUAAGAGCUAUUGCAUUUUUUGGGAUAAAUGUGUCGACGGAUGUUACCCAAGUGGUUUCCAACCAGGAACAGGAUAUUCAAGGGCAUAAAAUGACAUACAGUUCACUCUUAAGGAUUCACAUACAAGGACAUCUGUUUGGAUAAGAUAAAUCCAUAUUCAUCCAUUAGACGGUUGGCAGUGGAGAACCACACAAAUGCCUUUUCCACAAGAAGCUUGGUAAUACGUAAUGAACUCCUUUGAAGAGAAUCCCUACUGCCAUUCCUCACAGACACUUUCAUUAUAAGACCAUCAACCUAUUUAAUCAGCUGUCCUCAAAUCAGACAGAGUUUACAGUCCCCCGGUGAUGACAUGCUCCCCUGUCUGUUUGAAAGACGAAGCUAAUGCUGCUGGCCUUACUUAUACAGUAAAAGAGCUCUCUGGCUGUCUCGAGCUGGUUGUUCCUUCAGUCAUGCACUGAGAUCUUUGUUUUGCUAGUGUGUGUGUGCCUCUUUAAUGAGAAACAGUAUGUAAAAUAUCCUCAGGACCAGAACAGCCUUAAAUAGUUGUCUUGAUUUCUUUUCUGGUUUAGUUUGUUCAUUUACAAUUCCAUUAUUUGAUGAUGUAUAACAGAUAUUUUGAUUGUAAAAGACCAGCGUUUCAUUUUCCGUUAAGGUGCUUUCUAUAGGUAAUAGCUGUGAUCAUUAAAUACAUAGGACAUAAUGCUUAUGUUCCAUUUUCAAGCUGUUUAGCAUGAACUGGCUCUGUAGUGGCUUGAAAUACAGUAUUUGAAUGGACUGUCUGCUUUUAAUAA
Molecule: messenger RNA, 3989 nt
Organism: Sinocyclocheilus rhinocerous
Lineage: Eukaryota; Metazoa; Chordata; Actinopteri; Cypriniformes; Cyprinidae
Product: contactin-3-like
Exons: 21
Coding region: 80-3031 (983 amino acids)
Biological process (GO): brain development; axon guidance; cell-cell adhesion
Cellular component (GO): plasma membrane; axon
Molecular function (GO): cell-cell adhesion mediator activity
Source: RefSeq, a predicted model, not a curated record